This is a messenger RNA of Betta splendens (Siamese fighting fish), 2421 nucleotides long. RefSeq names its product serpin peptidase inhibitor, clade C (antithrombin), member 1 (gene serpinc1). The coding region runs from base 219 to 1568 and encodes 449 amino acids. Lineage: Eukaryota; Metazoa; Chordata; Actinopteri; Anabantiformes; Osphronemidae. Gene Ontology annotation, molecular function: serine-type endopeptidase inhibitor activity. The record is from RefSeq and is a predicted model, not a curated record. The transcript is spliced from 8 exons.
AGUCACCAGCUCAGUCCCCUGCAGCCGUAACAGUUAUUGAUCAAGGAUCAGAGGAGUGGAGUAAGUUAUCUCUGUUUGUUUCCAGUUGUUUUCCUGCUACCAACACGCGAUCAAUGUCUCAAAGGUUGAUGUGCAGCUUCAGCGCUCGGCAGGACACUGACCUGAGUUCAGUUUAAACGAUACCAAUCUGAGAGACGCCACACGGUUACCUGCUCAGCAUGGGGACUGCUGAUUGGCUGUAUGCCCUGGCCUUCAUGCCACUCGUCUCUCUCGCCGUCCAACCAGACAUCUGCAGCGCAAAACCCAAACAGCUCCCUUUGGAGCCACGCUGCAUCUACCGCAACCCUGAUGUAGGCUCCAUCCUGAGCCCGGAGCCCGAGGCCGUCCCCGAGGCCACCAACCCCAGAGUGUGGGAGCUUUCGAGGGCAAAUAGCCGAUUCGCCCUGUUGCUGUACAAACAGUUGGCUUUUGGCAGGACCCCUGAGUCCAACAUAUUCAUGUCCCCCAUCAGUGUCUCCACUGCGUUUGCCAUGACCAAACUGGGAGCCUGCAACCAGACGCUGGAACAGAUCAUGAAGGUGUUUGAAUUUGACACCAUCAAAGAGAAGACGUCUGAUCAGGUCCACUUCUUCUUUGCCAAGCUGAACUGUCGUCUGUUCAGAAAGAAGGACAGCACCACAGAGCUGGUGUCUGCCAAUCGACUGUUUGGGGACAAAUCUUUGAGCUUCAAUGAGACCUACCAGAACAUCAGCGAGACUGUUUAUGGAGCCAAACUGCUGUCUCUCAACUUCAAGGAGAACCCACAGAAAGCACGCAACACCAUCAAUGAGUGGAUUGCCAACAAAACAGAGAAUCGGAUCCAGGACACUCUGCCAGAAGGGGCCCUGGAUUCCACCACAAUCCUGGUCCUUGUCAACACCAUCUACUUCAAGGGUCAGUGGAAGAACAAGUUCGACAAAGAUAAUGUCUACCCUUCAAAGUUUCACAUUAGUGUGACUCGAAGCUGCUCAGUGAACAUGAUGCACCAGGAAGCCAAGUUCAGGUACGGCAGUUUCGUGGACGAACAGGUGCAGCUGCUGGAAAUGCCUUAUCGCGGAGACGACAUCACCAUGGUGCUGGUCUUGCCGAGCAGAAGCACCACACUCGGCAAGGUGGAGGAGAAUCUAGACCUGAAAAAACUGACAAACUGGUUGAGUGAGAUGAAGGAAACUACGGUUUCUGUCCACGUCCCUCGCUUCAAGGUGGAGGACAGCUUCAGUCUGAAGGAGAAGCUGCAGGCCAUGGGGCUGGUGGACCUGUUCAGUCCGGAAAAGGCCAGGCUGCCAGGGAUGCUGGAGGAUGGCAGCGAUGGGCUCUACAUCUCUGACGCCUACCACAAAGCCUUCCUGGAGGUAAAUGAAGAGGGCAGUGAGGCAGCGGCGGCCACCGUUGUCAUGGCCAUCGGACGCUCCAUCAACUUGGACCGGGAAGUUUUUGAGGCCGACCGUCCCUUUCUGCUGCUGAUCAGAGAGUCGAGCAUCAACACGUUGCUUUUUGCUGGCCGAGUGGCCGACCCCUGCCACCAGUAGGAAAUGACCAAUGGCUGCCAAGCUGCUGUUUGGAUCUGAAGGUCAACAUCACCCCAAUUAAAAAAAUGUCAAUUGUCACUGUCAACAUCUGCAGACAAUGGUUGCUGCCCACAAAGUUUACAAGGUCAAAAACUAUCCACCAUCUAACCAUCUGUCACUUGAAUGGAGGUGUAGAGCUAAUUUGACUGCAUCUUGCUUCCUGACUAAUGUUAGCAUUAAUGUUGAUACUAAGGCGUCAACCCAGACAGGUCCCACCAGGUGGUGGCCUGACCUGACUUGGACAAGCCUUCCAAAUAAACUGCUUUGAUUGUUAGACAUCUUCCACAUCAGGGGUGAAGCACCUUGUUCAGGUGAUGUAGGUACAGCAACAUGGCAGCUGUUAGGCAGGAGAUCCCGCGGCGGCUUGUACGAUGAUCAGUUUUAAUCCUGUAGAUUAUCUUGACUCCUGCUGGUGGGAUAAUUUUCUUUCUCUCAGCACAUACUGCCAACACGUUGUACUGAUCAUUUAUUAAUCCUGAGUGAAAUAUUCCAGGCACUGCUGCAUGUCAAGAUGUUGAACGCAGAGGAACAGCGUAAAUAAGAGACCAGACGCUGCAGGUGGACACAUAAAGUGCUUUAUUUCCUCUAAGGAAGCAACAUGUGAUGAUUUAGUGGUCAUAGUGAAAAAAGCGCCUUCACAUUUUUGCUAAACUAAUAAUCAACCUUUGGCCUCUGACCACCUCCAUCAACAGAGACAUGCAACAGAAAAGAGCUUCACAUAGCUUUCAGCCUUGUCUAUUAUGUGUUAAGUACCUCCUUUUCAAAACAAAUGUAACAUUUAAAGGUUAAUUUAAUAAACUUUUUUUCCCUUUGA